AGGUUUCCGUGGGCUGCGAGAUUAAGUCCGCAGUCACGUAAUCUAUAUCGAGCGGCUACUCCAACUUACCGGCUUGAUGGUACACCAGAGCGAGCUAAAUGGCAUCAUCAGUUACUGAGAGCUCUCUCCGUCUCCUCGCGUCACUUGGAGGAGUGUUGUCCGAGUUUCUUUUCCUGAGCUUCGUUCUGGGACAAAGAUGGAGGAGAUGAUGAGAAGGAGGAUGAUGCGCUUCAAGCUACCAUCGACAAGAGCAAAAAGUUUCUUGAUAUGCAAAGAAACCUCCUUCUGCAGAUUGCUGGUCUCAUCUAUAAAAGACACCACUCCUAACUUGGAUCAUGCAAAACCUUCUGCCAAUGAAGACUAUGGCUCUUCUUCUUCUGUGAGUGCAAAUACUGAUGCAAUUAAGAAAGAGGAGAAUGGAAACGGUCGUGCUAGCUCAAGCAGUUAUGGCAAGUCAUCUUUGAACAAAGAACCAGAAGUUAACAAGACUUCUCCUCUCGGUACCACACCCCUGGACCUGGAGAGAAGCAAACAAAGCUCAGCCUCUUCCCCGGCAACCUCUCCUGAGAAAGAGAAACCAUCCGGUGUUUCUGCCAGUCGUGGGAAACCUUGGUCUAGCGUUGUAGUAGACUCCAGUGUAGAUCCAUCUUCUGCUCUGACCUCUUCUAAGAAAACUUCUGAUCCUGUAACUCCCCCUGGAAAUCCGAGUAAAUCUCCCGCUGGUGCGUUUCCACUACCCUCUUACCUUACUAAAACACAUGAAACAUCAACUAUAAAGACCGAGGAGUACAUGGAAACCAAAGAGGAAAAAACACAUGAAGAAUCCACUAGUGAUACUAAUGAACCUGCGAGGGACGAAGAGAAGCCACCUCCACUGGCUGGACCAAAUGUCAUGAAUGUGAUACUGGUAGCAGCAGAGUGUGCUCCAUUUUCCAAAACAGGUGGCCUUGGAGAUGUAGCAGACGCUUUGCUAAAGGCUUUGGCUCCGCGUGGACAUAGGGUUAUGGUUGUGGUUCCUCGGUAUGCAGAGUAUGAGGAAGCCAAAGAUGUAGGGGUACGGAAGAGAUAUAAGGUGGACGGGCAGGAUAUGGAAGUAAUGUACUUCCAUGCAUACAUCGAUGGUGUGGAUUUUGUUUUCAUUGAUAGCCCUGUGUUCCGGCAUCUCAGUAAUAACAUUUACUGUGGAAACCGACUUGAUAUUUUGAAGCGGAUGGUCUUUUUUUUUUUUGAAAGAAUUUUAAAUUUAUUCACUUCAAAAAAAUUUUGUACAAGCUAUGCUAUUUUCUAUUUAUUUUGCAAAGCCGCUGUUGAGGUAAAACCUCUUCUCCCCAAUAUCAUAAUUUUGCUUUCUCCUUAUACCAGUUUUGGUUUCUGUGUCCAGGUUCCUUGGUAUGUUCCUUGUGGAGGUGUUUGCUAUGGAGAUCACGGAUUAAUGAAAUACACACGUUCAGUUCUUGUAAUCCACAACAUUGCUCACCAGGGUAGGGGACCGGUAGAUGAUUUCUCAUACGUGGAUUUGCCGGGGCACUACUUGGACAGCUUCAAGCUGUACGACCCUGUGGGAGGAGAGCACUUCAACAUUUUCGCGGCUGGUCUUAAAGCUGCGGAUAGAGUUCUCACCGUUAGCCAUGGAUACUCUUGGGAGGUUAAGACCUUAGAAGGAGGCUGGGGUCUUCACAACAUCAUAAGCGAAAACGACUGGAAGUUUAGAGGCAUUGUGAACGGUAUCGACACAAAAGAAUGGAACCCAAAAUCUGAUAUUCACUUGCACUCUGAUGACUACACAAACUAUUCCUUGGAGACUCUUCACAUCGGCAAGCCUCAAUGCAAAGCUGCGUUACAGAGAGAGCUCGGUUUACCUGUUAGACCGGACGUUCCUCUGAUCGGUUUUAUCGGAAGAUUGGAUCACCAGAAAGGUGUUGAUCUGAUAGCUGAGGCGGUUCCGUGGAUGAUGAGUCAGGAUGUUCAGCUGGUUAUGUUAGGCACAGGGCGACCUGAUCUCGAAGAAGUCCUCAGACGAAUGGAGCAUCAUGACAGGGACAAAGCACGUGGAUGGGUUGGUUUCUCGGUUAGAACAGCUCACAGGAUAACAGCUGGUGCUGACGUUCUGCUUAUGCCUUCGAGGUUCGAACCGUGCGGUUUAAACCAGCUUUACGCGAUGAAGUAUGGAACCGUUCCGGUGGUCCAUGCGGUUGGAGGGCUGAGGGAUACGGUUCAGCAGUUUGAUCCGUAUAGUGAAACUGGUCUUGGGUGGACGUUUGAUAGUGCGGAAGCAGGUAAGCUGAUUCAUGCUUUGGGAAACUGUUUGUUGACGUAUAGAGAGUAUAAGGAGAGCUGGGAAGGGCUUCAGAGAAGAGGGAUGACUCAAGAUUUGAGUUGGGAUAAUGCUGCUGAGAAGUAUGAAGAAGUUCUUGUUGCUGCUAAGUAUCACUGGUGAGAGUUAAUAAUAAAAGUUCUUUUUUUUGUCUUUUACUGUCUGUAAAGAGUCUGUCUUUUGGAAUUGUUAAGAAGCAUAGUUGUGUAGAUUUUGUGAAAGCUUGGCAAAUUAGCAUGCUUUGUAAGCU
Molecule: messenger RNA, 2564 nt
Organism: Brassica oleracea var. oleracea
Lineage: Eukaryota; Viridiplantae; Streptophyta; Magnoliopsida; Brassicales; Brassicaceae
Product: starch synthase 2, chloroplastic/amyloplastic
Molecular function (GO): alpha-1,4-glucan glucosyltransferase (UDP-glucose donor) activity
Source: RefSeq, a predicted model, not a curated record